This is a messenger RNA of Umbelopsis ramanniana AG, 1159 nucleotides long. RefSeq lists its product as uncharacterized. The transcript has 7 exons. Bases 158 to 1084 code for a protein of 308 amino acids. Gene Ontology annotation, molecular function: ATP binding; MAP kinase kinase activity. The record is from RefSeq and is a predicted model, not a curated record. Gene Ontology annotation, biological process: cellular hyperosmotic response; protein phosphorylation; MAPK cascade. Lineage: Eukaryota; Fungi; Mucoromycota; Umbelopsidomycetes; Umbelopsidales; Umbelopsidaceae.
ACCUUCUGCGCAGGCUCCAGUGCGACCUCGAGGUUCGCCCAUUAACCGGUCUGUUCUUCCUCCUAUCACCCGCCCUGGACAACCUCGUUCCCCUCUGCCUCGCAUAUCACGCCCUAAUGCACCACGAUUGACUCCAAAUCUUGAAGACGCAUCACCUAUGCGAGAAGGUAGGGGAGGCAUGAGACCCGCACUCAAUCUGGCCCAACUGGGAUUAGAAUCAAAGCCUACUGAUACGCCUUUCGCCAACUUCUCUCGAUAUGUCGACCCAUCUGGAAAAUUGAACUUUGCUGGUAAAGCCAUCAUUCACGCCGAUGGUGUGGAUUUUAGCAACGGCAGUAGUUUCAAAAUUAAAAUGGAUGAACUCGAACUGAAGGAAGAACUUGGAAAAGGUCAAUAUGGAACGGUACAGAAGGUGUUUCACAAAGCUACCAAUGUUGUGAUGGCAAUGAAGGAAAUUAGAUUGGAACUCGAUGAAGCUAAACUCAAUCAAAUUUUGAUGGAACUUGAUAUUCUCCACAAGAGUACAAGUCCAUUUAUCGUGGAAUUCUAUGGCGCCUUCUUUAUCGAAUCAUGUGUAUAUUAUUGCAUGGAGUACAUGGAUGCUGGUUCCCUUGAUAAGUUGUAUGGAGAUGGUGUUCCUGAGGAAGUUCUGUCCAAGAUUGCAAAUAGCAUGCUUCACGGAUUAAAGUUUCUCAAGGAUGAACUAAAUGUCAAACCUACAAAUGUACUUGUUAACAAGGCUGGUCAAGUCAAAUUGUGUGACUUUGGUGUAUCUGGACAACUAGACAAAUCAUUAGCAAAAACAAACAUUGGUUGCCAAAGCUAUAUGGCUCCUGAACGUAUUCAAGCUGUCAAUACCUAUAGUGUCUCCUCGGACGUUUGGUCGCUCGGCCUGUCUCUUGUUGAGGUUGCUGGAGGAAAAUAUCCCUAUGAAAACGAUAAUAUGUUCGCUCAGCUGAAGGCAAUCAUUGAUGAAGAACCACCUAAACUACCUACUCACUUUUCUGAGGAAGCACAUUCCUUUAUAUCCGAUUGGUACGUGCCAUUCAAUCUUAUCUAUGCAUAUCUUCCUAUGGAUUUGUAAGCUAAACAUCACUUCUACCUCUAGUCUUCGGAAAGAUUCUACCCAACGUCCUACCUAUUCCCAGCUACUGCAGCA